Messenger RNA from Fusarium redolens, 1817 nucleotides. RefSeq lists its product as uncharacterized. The record is from RefSeq and is a predicted model, not a curated record. NCBI's taxonomy places the organism in Eukaryota, Fungi, Ascomycota, Sordariomycetes, Hypocreales, Nectriaceae. The transcript is spliced from 2 exons. Bases 193 to 1695 code for a protein of 500 amino acids.
GGUCAGGGGAGAUCCUCGACAGCUAGAAGAUCAUGACACCACAAACCGGAAUCCAGAAGAGGGGUAAUGAAUUGGCAACGAGUUAUAAAUGACUCUUGAGCGCCACGGCCCAGCCUCCUUGUCGGAAGGGGCUUUCGGGCUUGACUGACGUUUAUUCUUUCAUUGAAGUUUGAAUCAGACAUUCUGCCCACCAUGCUGUUCUAUCAGAUUGCACCCCUCGCCCUUUGGGUAAGCAAAGGCGCGGCGAGUGGCAGCCAGCUCUUUCAGGAUACCUUCCAGUUGAACAAGCUACCCGACAUGGUUUCACUGGCCGAUGCCAAACUUAAAGACAUCGUACUCCCGGACUCCAUGGCUGACUUCACAGAGUGGAUCGGAGGUGGCUCGGAAUUACAAGCCUUUGGUUUACGCCCCAGGCAACAGCAGUGUGUCGAUGCAGGAUAUUAUCCGUGCUCGAGCGGUCUCGGAUGCUGUCCUGAAGGCAGCACCUGCGUAUCCAGCGGCUGCUGUCGGGGUAACGCCAAACAAUGCGGUGCAGGUCGAUGCUACAAUCCAUCAUCGCAGAUCUGCUGCAGUAGCGGUACAGCUUGUCUCAAAAGUCAGACCUGCGUUAGUGGAGGCUGCUGUAGUAAAGGCGAGACUAAGUGCGGCUCGUCCGGUUGCUAUAACCCCAACACUUCAGUUUGCUGCGGUGGUAUAGGUAGAAACUGCCCCAAGGGAUAUGACUGCAUGUCAGGUGGUGGAUGCUGUCCCUCUGGUCAGAAGCGUUGUGGCAAUAGCAAGUGCUAUAAUCCACGAACAACUACUUGCUGUACUGGCCCUGGCACUGUUUGGGCUUGUCCGAAGGCUAGUGAGUGCUGUUCUACUGGAUCUUGUGCCAACCCCUCGACGCAGAAGUGUUGUGAGAACGGAUCAUGUCUGAAAGGUACUACGUGCUGCGAUAAAGAGUGCUGUCGCUCAAAUGGCUACUGUGCCUCUGAUGGGUAUUGCAAGAUAUGCCCUGCUGCUACGAAGACCAUCAAGUCGACGGAUACAGUCACUACCACCAAGAUGAAGACUGUGCGAGUUACGACCGACAUCGAGCCUGAUACUGGCAACGCUCCUGAGUUUACUUGCGUCCCUAUGACGGCUACUAAUGAUGAGGGUGCGACGCUUGAGCUUGAUGAGGGCUGUACUCUGCACUAUGAACCUCCUGAAGCUACCACGACCGAAGAUGGCGCUGCUCGUCUUCGUCGUGAUGCCGCGACAGCACCUGCCCAUGUCAACAGAGGAAAUGACCUCUUGGCCAGACAAGCAUCCUGCACGCCGUAUACAACCCUGACAAGGACUGAAUGGGAGACCGAAACCGAGACUGAAACUGGUACCAAGACCAUCACGGUGCAAGGCGAAGAUGCGACAUUCUCUUGCCCUGAGAUGGAAGUCACCAACGAUGUCGGCGAUACUCUUGCUCUUGAUGCUGAAUGUGUGUUGUCAUUCACACCAGCUGAAACUACAAGCUCCGAGGAGGGAGCGUCAGCACAAGAUCAGCCGACGGAUGAGCCCCAGGUCCCUGCUGGAACUGGGGAAGAAACAACCGCUACGGUGACAGCUACGGCAGGGAGUGGAAGUUCGAAUGACAACGGUGGUUCUGCUUUGAGAGUUUCUUUGUCACUAAUGUUGAGUUUUGCUGGAGUUGUUAUGUUCGUGGUUAUCGUUUAGUGUAUGCGUUUGGACCGCGGUCGAUUCUGUCAGUGGUGGUUUUCUUGUAAAUAGUCCUCUCCCUCUUGAUUUAAUAAUUAUAUGGCCUCUACCUGACCAAACUCAAUACAAAUAACUCAAAG